AUGUGCUGCAAGCCACUGACUUUUGUUCUUUUGUCCAUUCCAUUAACUUCCGCGCACCUUGCAGCAUUCACCGAGGGAAUGUAUUGUCCAGAGGGCUCCUACCAGGGAGCGCUCACAAACGCAACCGAUCCAAAUCGUCACAUCUUUGAUCCUCUCUAUCGACUGUCAGGCGACGACUGGUUCAUAUCCAAAGGGAAAAACUGCUGGCUCGCUGAACCGACUGGCAUUUGGGAAAUCACUGCGAACUCCGUUGUCUCCGCUGGCUGGACAACCAGGCAGAAUUGUACUGGCUUCUACGGCAGCUGCGUACCGGAAGAUGCUUACCCGACCCCUUACUCGGUGACAAAUCCCGCUGUGAUUGCGGCAGGCCUUGUAACUUCAUCUCAUGGACUAGCCAAGCCGAAUCUACACUGUGCCAACAAGUCCACUGCUGCUGGUACGGCUCUUGCAGUCGCCUAUAAGCGUUCUAUUUGGGAAGUUACCAUGGAAGACUUUGUGGUUGUUUCUAUUGCUCCAAAUACACCAUUUGAGCUUUUGGCAAACUAUUCUAUUCCGGACCUUGCUCCUUGCGCUGAAUGUCUCUGCGCGACUGGAUGGGUUCCCCUCGGUUACGGACAGGGAAACAUGUAUCAGACACCACAUAAGUGCAAGAUUAUCAACCCCAAUGGUGGUCAGAAACCGAAGGUUCCUUCUCUUCCCCCAGGUCCUGGAGUCCAUGGCCCUAAGCAGCUCAUUGCUUUUUUCCAAGCCGAGGGCAACAACGUUGCGGCCUUGCCGGGAAACAUACCCCCAACUUACUCCACAGACAUGGGUUUCACAAAUGGGGCCCAAACCGAUAUAUUUUAA
Messenger RNA from Aspergillus pseudoviridinutans, 846 nucleotides. RefSeq lists its product as uncharacterized. The transcript is spliced from 5 exons. The coding region runs from base 1 to 846 and encodes 281 amino acids. Lineage: Eukaryota; Fungi; Ascomycota; Eurotiomycetes; Eurotiales; Aspergillaceae. The record is from RefSeq and is a predicted model, not a curated record.